GAUCGUCAUUUCGCGACACUCCAGUUCCAUCACCAACCUCAAUCUGCGCGUGCUACUGGCAUUGCGUAUCGUGUAGCGAACAUGGUCCGCGAGGAUAUAAUACAGUCGGCGGUGUCUUUCCUCCAGGACCCGUCCGUUGCCAGCGCGCCCCUUGAGAAGCGCAUCGCUUUCCUCCAAUCCAAGAACCUCACACAGGAAGAAGUCGAUGUCUCGCUCGCGCGUGCGGCCGAAGACCCCAGCUAUCCUUCAUCGCCUCCACCCCAGACAUCGGCAGUAGCCAGCAAUGCAUACAGACCACCACCGGCAGCCCCGUAUGGGAGCUAUCCUCCUCAACAAUACUGGCAACCGCCUCCGCCGCCUCCAGAACCGCCGAAACGCGACUGGCGCGACUACUUCAUCAUGGCGACGGUCAUGGGCGGUGUAGGAUACGGCCUCUACUUUACAGCGAAACGAUAUGUCUUGCCCCUGAUACAACCACCCACGCAGCCUCAGCUGGAGCAAGACAAGGCUUCAGUCGACGAAUCCUUCAAGCGCGCAUUCGAUCUCCUCGAGCAGCUCAACACCGACACAACCGCUCUCAAGGCAUCGGAAGAGGCACGGACAACAAGACUGGAUGACGCGCUCGGCGAAGUGGAGAGUGUCUUGGCGAGUCUCAAGGAGUCGUCGAAGAGACAGGGAGACGACAACAGACGUAUCGAGGAUGACGUUCGCGGCUUGAGGGACCUGAUCCCAAAGGCAUUGGACUCUCAGAAGGAGUCAACCGACAAGAGGCUGCAGGAGCUGUCUACUGAGCUGAAGAGCCUGAAGACAUUGAUCGGGAACAGGAUGAGCUCUCCCGCACCACCACGCCCACAGAGCACCUCGGGCUACUACGGACAAGCGCAAUCGCAGACACCCAACACCAACGGCACACCCGCUGCUUCGGCAUCUACACCACAGCCGUCGUCCACUCCUGCGCCCAGUGAGCAGACCAACGGCACGAGCGCUACCGAGACCCAGACAAAUGGUAGCGCAACAUCCGCGCCUACUCCCAGCCCAGCCACCGAGAAGCCUCUCCCUGCGUACGGUAGGCCGUCGCCGGGACGCGCUGCCAUCCCGGCAUGGCAAAUGGCCGCCGCGAAGAAGACUGAGGAGGCCAAGAAGGACACUAGCGAGAGCGGAACUGCGGUCGAUGCCGGCGCCAGUGCGUAGAUUGAUCGUAGCUGUAUUACCUGAUGAACGUUGUGCAUCUUUGGCGUAGUCAAUUCUAUUAUGUAUUAUCUGGAUAGGGACAAUUUCAUGGUUACGGGUUAAAAAUGAUAUCAUCUGCGAACUACAAUUUAGCGUCUUGAAGAUGAUAUACGACGUGGGCUGCACAUGUAUUUUCAGGCAAUUCGCUACGUCUUCAAACCUAUGCCCGGUAACAAAGCGAAUACUCUCGGGUCUCGCCUUGACCCAGCGGAGUUUGGGGCAGCGCUGGAGAGUUGUGUCCCAUGACACUGUGGCUAUCAUCAAUAAUAAUAAAAACGGAUGCGUAUCUCAACUGCGA
Molecule: messenger RNA, 1528 nt
Organism: Alternaria rosae
Lineage: Eukaryota; Fungi; Ascomycota; Dothideomycetes; Pleosporales; Pleosporaceae
Product: peroxisomal membrane anchor protein
Exons: 3
Coding region: 82-1191 (369 amino acids)
Biological process (GO): protein import into peroxisome matrix, docking
Cellular component (GO): peroxisomal importomer complex; peroxisomal membrane
Molecular function (GO): signaling receptor binding
Source: RefSeq, a predicted model, not a curated record